Mucor velutinosus is the source of this 1800-nucleotide messenger RNA. RefSeq lists its product as uncharacterized. The record is from RefSeq and is a predicted model, not a curated record. Gene Ontology annotation, cellular component: cytosol. The transcript has 4 exons. Gene Ontology annotation, molecular function: methylenetetrahydrofolate reductase [NAD(P)H] activity; FAD binding. Lineage: Eukaryota; Fungi; Mucoromycota; Mucoromycetes; Mucorales; Mucoraceae. Gene Ontology annotation, biological process: tetrahydrofolate interconversion. Bases 1 to 1800 code for a protein of 599 amino acids.
AUGAAAGUCAUUGAUAAGAUUCACAAAGCCGAACAAGAGGGUCGCCCCUUCUGGUCAUUCGAAUACUUCCCUCCCAAGACACCUCAGGGUGUCCAAAAUUUGUAUGAUCGUAUGGAAAGAAUGCAACGUUACGGACCUGAAUUCAUUGAUGUCACUUGGGGUGCUGGAGGUACCUCUGCUGAUUUGACCACUGAAAUUGUUGCCACUGCACAAUCCGUCUAUGGCUUAGAGACCAUGAUGCAUUUGACUUGUACCAACAUGCCUGUCAAGCAAAUCGAUGAUGCCUUAGAGGCCGCCAAAAACUGUGGAUGUCAAAAUAUCCUUGCAUUGCGCGGCGAUCCUCCCAAGGGUCAAGCCAACUGGGAGUCUUGCAAAGAAGGCUUUGAACACGCUGAUGAUCUUGUUCGCUACAUUCGUGAGAAAUACGAUGAUUAUUUUUGUAUUGCUGUCGCUGGUCAUCCCGAAGGUCAUAUUGACAACCCCGACAAAGAAGAUGAUCUCUUGCAACUAAAGAAAAAGGUGGAUGCUGGUGCUGAUCUCGUUGUCACACAACUUUUCUUUGAUAUUGACUCCUUCUUGACCUUUUACAAGAAGGCUCGUGCUAUCGGCAUUACUGUUCCCAUUUUGCCUGGUGUUUUCCCCAUCCAAAACUACACUGGUCUUAAGCGAGUCAUCUCUUUCAACAACAACUUUGUUCCUCAAAAGAUAUGGGAUGAUCUUGAACCCAUCAAGGAUGACGACACUGCUGUCAAGGAGUACGGUAUCAACUUGACCGUUGAAUUCAUCAAAAAAUUCCGUGAAAUUGGUGUCAAUGGUUUCCACAUUUACACCUUCAACCUGGAACGUUCUUCUCGUAUUGUCUUGGAGCGUCUGAACUUGAUGGCUCCUGUUGAAAGCAUCAAACCUUUGCCAUGGAACCCCUCUCUUACCAGCAAGCGUGCCAAAGAAAAUGUUCGUCCCAUCUUCUGGAAGAAUCGUGCCAAGAGUUAUAUUCAACGUACUGAAACCUGGGAUGAGUUCCCCAAUGGUCGUUGGGGUGAUUCUCGUUCUCCUGCUUUCGGUGAACUCGAUGGCUGGGGAAUUAAUCUCAAAUAUCCUGUUGAACAAUGUCUUGAAAUGUGGGGUAGCCCUACUUCUAUUGAUGAUGUCGCUCAAACAUUUGCUCGUUAUUGUAAGGGCCAAAUUGCCGGUAUCCCUUGGAGUGCACAACAACUCGAUGCUGAAACUGAUAUCAUUCGUCAACGUUUGGCUGCCAUCAACUUGUUGGGUUAUCUUUCUAUCAACUCUCAACCUGCUGUCAAUGGUGUCAAGAGCUCUCACAGUGUCUACGGUUGGGGUCCCAAGAACGGCUACGUUUUCCAAAAGGCUUACCUUGAAUUUUUCGUCUCACCUGAGAAGUUGGAUGAAUUAAUCGAAAAGGUUGGCAAGGAUCCUCAAGUUACUUACUAUGCUGUCAACAAGCAAGGCGAUCUCCGUACCAACACUCAAAGCGAUGAGCCUAAUGCUGUCACUUGGGGCGUGUUCCCUGGUAAGGAAAUUGUUCAGCCUACUAUCGUUGAAGCUGUUGCUUUCAUGGCUUGGAAGGACGAAGCCUUCGAGCUCUGGAACAGAUGGGCUCGUAUCUAUGAACGCGAGAGUGAAUCUGCUGAAUUGAUUUUGGGUAUCACCAAGAACUGGUACUUGAUCAACAUUGUUCACAACGAUUUCCAAGAUGAGAAUGGUAUCUGGAGACUCUUUGAUUUGGAGAUUGAUGGUGAAAUCUCUCGUAAGUUACUACAAUCUAAUACCGUUGCUCGUUAA